UAUUAGAGCUUGAACCCCGGGGAUUAGUACCAUCACACUCAGCUGAUGUGUCGGUGGGGAUGUAGCCUGCGUUUGUAUUUCAGCGCUUAAAAGAAAAGUGACGGAAGAAGCGGACUUACAGGCAACUGGGACUGAUUAACCCACUUUAACGGGAUAUUUGAAGCGCUCGCUCAUGGCAUAACAGCAGAAUCAGACCUUCCAUCAUCAUCACCAUGUCAGUGAGUUCCGAGAGCGGCAAGAGGAAAUGGGCGGCUGUCCGGGGCCGUCUGGGGUCUUCGCAGGACUCCGAGUCGUCUCAGGAGGGCAACCUGGAGAGUGCCGACCCAGAGCUGUGCAUUCGCCUGCUGCAGGUGCCCACCGUGGUCAACUACUCGGGCCUGAAGAAGCGUCUGGAGGGCAGCGACCACACCUGGAUGGUCCAGUUCCUAGAGCUGAGUGGCUUGGACCUGCUGCUGGAGGCCCUGGACAGGCUGUCGGGCCGAGGCUGCUCCCGCAUCGCCGACGCCCUCCUCCAGCUCACCUGCGUCAACUGUGUGCGCGCUGUCAUGAACUCCUCCACAGGGAUACACUUCAUCAUUGAGAAUGAGGGCUACAUCCGCAAGCUGUCUCAAGCUCUGGAUACCUCCAACACUAUGGUGAAGAAGCAGGUGUUUGAACUGCUGGCCGCUCUCAGUAUGUUCUCCAUAGAUGGGUACCGCCUGGCCCUGGAUGCCUUGGACCACUAUAAGGGUGUGAAGACCCAACAAUAUCGCUUCAGCGUGAUCAUGAAUGAGCUGCAUUCCACAGACAAUGUGCCAUAUAUGGUUACCCUGCUCAGCGUCAUUAAUGCUGUCAUCUUUGGGACAGAAGAUCUGCGUCUAAGGGACAAAAUGCGUAAAGAAUUCAUAGGGCUUCAAUUGCUCGACCUUCUCCCCAAACUGAGGGAAAAAGAGGAUGAAGACUUAAUCAUUCAGUGUGAAUCGUUUGAAGAGGCCAUGGCAGAGGACGAGGAGGAGCUGCAAAGAGUCUAUGGAGGCAUAGACAUGAGUUCGCACCAAGAAGUAUUUACCACACUUUUCAACAAAGUUAGUAGCUCUCCCUCCUCUCAGCAGCUGCUGUCUGUGCUGCAGUCUCUGCUGCUGCUGGGCCCAGACCGCGUGGACAUCUGGCAGGCACUGGAGGCCGUCUCCAACCGUGCCGUCAUGCUGGCUCAAGAUUCUCAAAUGAAUUCUUGGGAGAACAUCAUGCAGAGACUGGUCUUCUCUAAGAGGCAGUCUACUGGCCAUCACACCGUAGAUGGCCCGCCUCCCAAGAGGCUGGACAAAGCAGUUCAGACGGAACCUGUGGACGGGGAGCACCUACUGUCAUGCAAGGAGCCCACCACUGGCCCAAGGCCUCCAUCUCCAUCUGCACCCAGCUCAUCCACACCAAUAGCCCCUGCUUCUGCUCCACCACCACCUCCACCUCCACCCCCACCUCCACCCCCACCCCCACCUCCUCUGCCCACCAGCAUGGGAGGCCCACCGGCACCACCUCCACCCCCUUUUCUCCCUCCAGCAGGAGGUCCACCGCCACCUCCACCACCUCCCUUACCAGGGAUGGGACCACCUCCCCCACCUCCUCUACCUGGCAUGGGGCAUUGUGGUCCCCCACCUCCACCUCCUUUGCCAGGGAUGGGCUGUGGAGGUCCCCCACCUCCGCCUCCUUUGCCAGGGAUGCCUGGUCCCCCUGGCCCCCCUCCACCCCCUGGCAUGGGGGACCUAGUGGUGGCCCACACCAGCCAGUCUCUGGGAUGUGCACCUGGAAUGACUAUGAAGGCUAGUCGCUGUCCUACCCUUAGGAUGAAGAAGUUCAACUGGCAGAAGCUCACCUCGAGAGCAGUCACUGACGGCAAGUCUUUGUGGACGUCUGUGCAGACAGAAGCCCCUCGGGAGCCAGACUACUCCAGCAUCGAGCAGCUCUUCUGUCUGCCUGUGGCCCAGACCAAAGACAAGACGGUGGCCGCCCCCACCAAGAAAGAACCCAAAGAGAUCUCCUUCAUUGAUGCGAAGAAAAAUCUCAAUUUGAACAUAUUCUUAAAGCAGUUCAGAUGUUCCAAUGAAGAAUUUGUGGCCCUGAUUCAAAAUGGGGACCGGUCCAAGUUUGAUGUGGAGGUGCUAAAACAGCUCCAGAAGCUGCUGCCAGAAAAGCAUGAGAUUGAGAAUUUGAAGUCCUACCAGGGGGAGACCGACAAACUGGCUAAUGUGGACCGAUUUUAUCUCCAGCUUCUGGCCGUUCAGUGUUACCAGUUAAGGAUUGAGUGCAUGUUGCUGUGUGAGGAGACUGCCUCUGUGUUGGAUAUGCUAAAUCCCAAAGCUGUGCUGGUUGAGGCGGCCUGUAAUAGUCUUAGAACAAGCACUCUGCUGCCCAAAUUCUGCAAGCUAAUCUUGGAUGUCGGGAAUUUCCUCAAUUAUGGAAGUCACACAGGCAAUGCAGAGGGAUUCAAGAUCUGCUCUCUGCUUAAGCUCACCGAGACCAAAGCCAACAAGUGUAGGAUCACCCUGCUUCACCACAUCCUUGAGGAGGCCGCGCUGAAUCAUCCCGAGCUGCUUAACCUUGCUGAUGAAAUCGAGACUUGUGAGAAAGCAGCAGGAGUGAACCUGGACACCAUUCAAGCAGAGGCAAGUACACUGCUCAAGCGGCUGACAACGACCGCAAAAAAGAUCGCCUCAACCGACGAAGUGAAGGAUCAGUUCCAGGAGGUCAUGAAGGACAAUCUGAGUGCAUGCGAGGCCCUGGAGAAGCGUUUUGCUGAAAUCGACAGGAAGAAGGCCGACCUGGCUCUGUACCUGUGUGAAGACCCAUCCAAGCUCUCUCUGGAAGAGCUCCUCAACAACAUCAAAACCUUCAGGGGCCUUUUCAUCAAGGCCUUAAAGGAGAAUAAGACCUGGAAGGAGCAGGCUGCCAAAGCAGAGAAGCGCAAGAAGCAGCUCGCCGAGGAGGAGUCCAAGAGACAAAAGGGGGAGAAUGGGAAGAUCAUCCGCAGAGGCGUUGUGCCGCAGGAUGAUGGCUGUAUUAUUGACCACCUCCUCGCAGAUAUCCGCAAAGGCUUCCAGUUGAGGAAGACUCGUCCCAGGUGCGAAACAGACAGUGCUUCCUCUAGCGAAACAAAUAGGGAUAACGAGCAGCCUGCUUUAAGUGCAGAAAAAGACGAGGAAGGACCUCCUCAGCAUCCUCUCUGCCCACAGUCUCCACCAGAGGCCUCCGCAGGCACUCCUGGGUCACCCCACAGAAGCGCAGGAAGUCCAGUGGCGUCCUCUGACCCCGCCCCCGCCCCAGAGCCCCUGCAUGAGAGACGCGAGGAGAAGGACCGAGUGACCCAUCCAGGCCUCUCAUCUGACACAUUGACACAGAACAUUCCAGACGCACACACACAACCCAAGGCCCUGCCAGCCACCGUACAUGUGAAUGGAGGUGAUGGAGGAGCUGAACACAAUCAGAAUGGUAACAAUAGCCAAGUCAUUCAUGAGCAAGAUGCCAAGGCCUGGUUACCUCCGCAGGAUCUAGUCCAGAAUGGCAACAGGGAGCGCCCAGGUGAGGAGAAGGAUCAUCACCCCUGUCUUGUUCGACAGGAGGCCAUCCAGAAAUCUGACAGCGUCGUGGAAGAGGGCGCUGCUCUCUCCUGCCCAGCUAUGCAGGACACUCCGCAGGACGGGAACAGCAGUCAGGCUACAGAGGGAGAGAAGGAUCACGCCUUGACGGCACCUCAGCAGGACACACUCCAGAUGGGCAGCAUCAGCAGCCAGGUGGCUGAGGAGGAGCAAGGGAAAGCAGGCAGCACAGCUCCACAGAAGAGCCAUGAUGGAGAUGGAGCUGCUGGCUCAGCCACUGAACCCACAGAAAAGAACUGCCCCCUGGGUACAAGCGUAGAGAGAGACCCUGAGGACCGACCAGACAUGCCCAUCAAGGGCCUUCCUAGCCACGAAGAAAAGGCACAUGCAAGCAACGGGCAGGAAAUAGUCAAUGGAGGUGACGUUGCCGAGAGUAAGGGGGAAAGGGGCUAUGAUGUUCCUGAUGGGCUGGCUGCUGCCCAAGAAGUUGUCCCUUUGCCUCCCUCAGCGCCUCUUGUGCCCUCACCCGCACCCCUCGACCCGGUGCCCACGUCUGCUGCGGCGCCCCCAAACCCCCAGCCUAAAAAACACAAGCUCUUCCGUAGGAACAAAAAAAGUAAUCAAGAAGAAAGAGUCAAAGGGAAAGGACACUCUAAAAAUAAAAAAUCUGCGUGUGUUUUGCAGUGAGGUGCAUCAAAGAGAAAGCGAACUAAAGGGAAGAGGAAAACUUGAGGAUCUACUGCUCCUGGUGUCCAAUUGACUCUCAUCAGAGACUGGCUUCCUGGAUUGUUGGCGCUGUGCUGUUGCUGGCAGUGUGUGUGUGUGUGUGUGUGUGUGUGUAUGUGUGUGUGUAUGAGGGGGGGUUCUUUUUGUAUGUUGAGUGGUAAAUUAAUUAUUUUUUAUAUGUUGGAGUAUAUUUGCUUUAUGUAUUAUGUUAAUGCAAAAUAACAGUAUGGUACAUGGAAUGUGAGGUUUUUCCAGAAAGCCAAAAAUGAAAGUGGAUAAAGUGGCAGAUUUGAGAGUGGUUUGGGAGAGUGGUAUAGAAAAGGUACAUUUGACAUCUUAAAUCUAUUUACAUUUUUAUUUAGAAUUAAAAUAUGGCUUUCACAUUUAUACAGUAUAUUUAUUAACUAUUGGAUGGAAUUGCUCUUUUAAGAGUAUAUUCAGUUAGAAAUAUAAUUAACAAAUGAUAUUUGUAUUCAAAUAAAGCAGAUCUGAGAAA
Sardina pilchardus (European sardine) is the source of this 4791-nucleotide messenger RNA. Its product is annotated as inverted formin-2-like. Lineage: Eukaryota; Metazoa; Chordata; Actinopteri; Clupeiformes; Clupeidae. The coding region runs from base 213 to 4256 and encodes 1347 amino acids. The record is from RefSeq and is a predicted model, not a curated record. The transcript is spliced from 23 exons. Gene Ontology annotation, biological process: actin cytoskeleton organization. Gene Ontology annotation, molecular function: actin binding; small GTPase binding.